Messenger RNA from Bufo bufo (common toad), 1085 nucleotides. Its product is annotated as transmembrane protein 70, mitochondrial-like. Lineage: Eukaryota; Metazoa; Chordata; Amphibia; Anura; Bufonidae. The record is from RefSeq and is a predicted model, not a curated record. Gene Ontology annotation, cellular component: mitochondrial membrane. Bases 1 to 1068 code for a protein of 355 amino acids. The transcript has 5 exons. Gene Ontology annotation, biological process: mitochondrial proton-transporting ATP synthase complex assembly.
AUGAUCCCCCUACAGUCGCAGAGGUUCCUGGGGAUUUUGCUCGACUCAACCUCCCAGAGAUCCUUUCUGACCUUGGACAAAGUGAACAAAAUAAGUCAAGAAAGCUAUGUCCGUCCUUGGUACCUUGACAUCAUGCAUUCCAGCAGUUCUGUGGGCUCAAGCUCAUUCCAGGGAUCUCCAUUGGGAGAUUCUCCAGUCAUGGUCAGGGAGACCAGAGGAGCUGAACAGCAAGAUUCUAAUUUCCAGGAAGACCCGUCGGUCACUAGAAUGGUGGUUGAUACAGGAGAAUCUAGAUCAGGGGGUUCUGUGGAAGGUGGUAAACCCUUUAGUAAUCACUACAGGCGCCAGUCCGUCUGGCCGCACCACAUCCGGGUCAGCGGCGCAGAGGACGAGGAUGCUGUGGGCUGCCCAGUAUGGGGGGCGCUGCGCGGGACGCUGUGUCUGGGGAGGGCACGGACGUGUGUCUUCUCCCUGUCCCUGCGGAGCAGAGCGCCGCCCGGGCGUCAGGUUUCUGUACCUGAUGUGAAGUUUGUUCGUUUCCUCAGCACGUCCUCCACUCCAGUAAACCAUGAGGAGGACAGACUGGUUUACAUUGGAAACCUGGGAACGGCAGUGCUUGGGGUGAAGUUCUUCUCCUACUCUACCAGCGUGGUCAGCUUAAUUAUUCUGCCAAUGAUUUUUGCAAAUUCUGGCAUCGGAGUAGACAGUCUUCCAUUGAAGAUUGCUUUCUUCAGCAUAGUUGGAUUCUUCACCUUCAUUACUCCUGUUACUUUGCAUUUGUUGACCAAGGGCUAUGUGGUUCGCCUAUAUCACAACAAGGAGAGAGACCUUUAUACUGCAAUCACUUACAAUGCAUUUCUUAGAGAGAAAAGGACAGCGUUUUCCCCAGAAGAUGUUGAAGUACCUGGAGUGAGCAAGAUGUUUACCACAUUUUAUGUAAAGAAGAAAUCCAUGCUGAUAAAUCCAAUGUUAUUUCCCAAUUCCAAUGAUUAUCAGCACCUUAUGGGUUAUGAUAAACCCUUCACUUUUAAUUUAGAAGACCUAAAUCCUCCCUCUAAGGAAAAAUAAACCUUGUGUUUGUAAAA